UGCUGGGCGCUUUCAACUCCGACAGGACAACCCGUGAGGGGGGAGCGAGUCGACGAAGUCAUCAAAAAUAGGAAUAAGUAACGGAAAAUCUCGUUGAAUAGUCCACCAAGCUUUUCGAGUUUAAUCGGGCACUGACUUCUUCCAUUGGACCAGCUGGCGUUGGACCUUCCCCCUACACGGAGACAAUACCCAGAGGGUGUUAGAUAUACUCCCUCCCCCUUAUUGUUUGCCCCCAUAAGCAUCCUAGAUUCAUACACGUACACACAUUCUCUCUCACAAACACAAUACACUUGCAAAAGCUAUGGCAUGAUUAACUCCGUAGAGGCCAUGAAGGGUUUACGUGACUUUUCGUGACCGGUACUGUGGAGGACCCUCGAGAAACAAACAGUCGGGUUCCUUCUAGCUCUCCCGGUUCCUGAAGCUUUGGAGGAGCUCGACAAAGCUCGGUAGAUCGAAUCAUGAAAACGCCAGAGGACCACUGGGAGUUUCUAUUCAGAUAUUAAUAGCCUGAAAGACUUGAAGCUAGCAAAGUGAAUCAAACCCAGUAGUCGGUGAGAACGUCGGUUGUAGGAGGAUAAAUGAAAUCCCUCCUUGACCGGUUCAUCAAACACACGUGUAGUGCCUUUAUCGAGCUGAUGUUUACACCAUAUCUGAUGCACGAUCCUUGUUUUUUUUUGGCAUGCUGAUAUAAAAGCCUGAAGUAUACAAAGGAAUGCAUCCACCGUAGAGUCUAGUUCCUCACACAUAUCAAACCCGAACUCAGCUAAACAGCUCUUCUGACUCUCAGACACGGUGUACGGAUUCUGUUGCUCGCUUCCGUCGCCAUGUUCUCGCUGCAGUCCAAAUGGCGCUAUCUGAUCAUGCUUUUGGGCGUCCAGUUGGUCGUCAUGGCAAUUCUCUCAAGAGAGAGCUACCAGAAACGGGUGUCAUAUUUUUUCCGUAUUUUUCGUAAGCCCGAUUCUGCAGCGGGAAAUGCUGAUGGACGAAACCAGACGGAUGUCUAUGCUAACCUCUCUUUUUUGGGACCCACUCUGAAUAAAGACGACAUGCCCUACUGCCCUAAAAAGUCACCUUUGAUUGGUGGACCAAUCCAUGUCACUUUCCCUUCCAAACUGACGCUCGCCGAGGUGGAGAGGAAGAAUCCCCUUGUGAUCCGUGGGGGGCGCUACAGGCCUCCGAACUGUGAUGCCAGGCACCGUACUGCCAUUAUCAUUCCCCACAGGAACAGAGAACACCACCUCAAGUUCCUGCUCUACUACCUGCAUCCCUUCCUUCAGCGUCAACAGCUCAAUUACGGCAUCUAUGUCAUUCACCAGGCCGGGAAUUACACCUUUAACCGAGCAAAGCUGAUGAACGUGGGUUUUCGGGAGGCAAUGAGAGAAGAAGAUUGGGAUUGCAUUUUCUACCACGACGUGGACCUCAUUCCAGAGGAUGACCGCAACACCUACGUCUGCGACAACCACCCUAAACACGCCGCUAUUGCCAUGGACAAAUUUGGCUACAAGUUGCCUUACAAGAUGUAUUUUGGAGGCGUAUCAGCGCUGACUCCCAAUCAGUACCUGAAGAUGAACGGUUUCCCAAACAAUUACUGGGGCUGGGGCGGCGAGGACGACGACAUUGGAAUCCGCGUAUCACUUGGAGGAAUGCUGAUCAGUCGUCCAUCUCUAAAAGUGGGCCGAUAUAAGAUGAUCAAACACAAACAUGACAAAGGGAAUGAAGUGAAUCCUAAAAGGUUUAACAUGUUGGCAAAGACCCGGCAUACGUGGAGAGAUGACGGCAUGAAUACAGUGGAGUACGAGAUCAUGUCUCGGGACUAUCAAUUACUUUACACCAACAUCACCGUCAACAUCGGCACGGAGGCGGGCCUACAUCCACCAAAAAGAACUACUACUUAAUAUCCCAUAGACCCGAGUCCUAACGGCAAUGUUUCUGCACUGCCUGCAGAACCCUUUCCCCACUUGCACAGUGAAUUCUCCACUUGCCAGUGAAUCAAACAGGAUCUCAUGCCUUUAAACGCACUACAGACCCUCCCGUUUCCUUAACGACGGUGGUGCCACGAUAGCGAUCUCCCUUUCUCUUGCCAUCUCCAAAGUUUGACUUUUCUCUCACUGGUUCACUUUAUCAGUCAGGGUCUUGCAGCCCUCUUUCUCAGCCGCUCAUGCUGGGCCGAUGCGUUCCUGACAGACAGACUUUUCAUACAUGCUGUGCCCGAGGGCACCGCUAUAAACCUCUGUUGCCUUAGAAUCAAGCUGCACUCUCUUUUUACAUUUCUUUCAUGAUGAUUGAAGCGUAGGUUCGGCUGCCCUUCGGGUAGGACCAGCACAUAGAGAAGGUUUUCUGCUUUGUGUCAGAAAUGAAGCAGGCGGAUGUACUGCAUAAGCAACAUUGUUUGCUGCACUACUCUGUGAGUGUCUGCUGCAUUUUUCUGUGAGUACCCUAAUACCCUUGACAUGUAAUGUAAUGUUUUUCAGGUGGGUGGAGGUAUAGGAUGUUUAUCUUCCAUUUCGAGCGAAUCGAUCACAACUGGUCUUAUUUUUUUGUAACAACCACUUUACAUACAUUUUCGUUUUAAUUUUGCGUCUCAAGUUGUCAUGAUUGCCUUUGGUACUCUUAGUAACACCACUGGCUUUAUAAUCGUAGGGCUGCCUCUCGCUUUCACGAGUUAUUCAUAGUAUUUUAUCUGCAUGUUUUUUUUUUAUUUGAUUUACUGGAUUUUUGUGUUGUGGUUUGGCUCUGUUAGAGAUAGGCGUGUCAAAUAUAUCUGUCUUUUCACAUGGUUAGUGACCGUGUCAUGUCAGUUUAGAACGCAUUGUGACGGUGUGUCAAUUUAGUUGACUUUAUAAAGAUCACAAGCUUUAGUCCUUAAAGCUUUUGCAACCAUCUCACAUGUUUGCAGAACACGCCUAAUUACACAAACAUUUUAAUUGAAUACGUGUUUAACAAGUUUCAGGUUUCCAGCUAAAUUGGUCAGCAAAGCACUUUAGCCAAAAGCUUUUCACAUAUUUCAGCUGCUUGAUUAAUGGAUGAAUAUCACGAAACCUGGCAUUUUUAACCAUACAAUUAAAACCAAUUAUGUUUAUCAGAAAUUAGACAAUUUAAGAAAAUAAAGCCUGUUUGAUGACUAUUAUGGAUAAGGGAGUGUAGGACUAUUGCGCCUCAUUUUCAUUACCGUCAUAAAAAGAUAUUUGGUUCUAGACACAUAGUAGUGAGAAGUUCAGGGGCCAAAAUCGAAAUGUGGUGAAUUAUGUCCUAGACACAUUUUUCUGCUCCAUGUGAUUGAAAAUUUGCGAAAGACCACUGACCUGACACAAUGACAUUUCAUUGUUGUACAUUUUUAUUUUUGUACAUUUUCAUGUUUCGAUUCAGGUGUAAAAUUGAGGUGUUUUGCUCCGAUUGCUUAGAACUAGACUGAAAUAUGGCCUUCACAGGUUCUCCUUUACCUAUGUUUGACAUGCCUUGUUUCAUCUCUAAAUGUCGUUUGCUUUGGGAUGGUCCAGUGUCUGGAUGCUGGAUGCUUUUGAGCAUCACGUCGAGUGAGUGAACAAAUUCGUAUGUGCAUAUCAAAUGUGUGUGUGAUGUUUGCGAGAGAGAACUCGAUUAUCAUAUCAAGUUGGUAGUUACGUAUGCUGCUGCUCUCCGAAUAGGACGGAAGGAAUUGUUGGAUGCAUUUUGUAUGCUGUUGGGAACUUCUCAUCUACAAUGUUUUGGUGUUGGAUUGUUAAAAAAAAAUAUUGGAUGUUGUGAAGGCAGAGAUACCAAAAAAUUGUUUUUGUGGAAAGCAUGUUUUAUUUUUAACAGUAAUAGUCUUUUCUUUUGUUAAUGGUAAAUGUAAUUUAAUCUGGUCCAUUAAUCAGUAAUGAGUGUUUCCAUGAUGCAUAUUCUUUUGUAUCACAUUGAAUACCUAUAUUUGAUAAUUACUCAGAUCACUCUUAUGAAUUCAUAUGAGAUACUUUAGAAUUUAAGAAAGGUCGGGUUGGAGUGAUAUGAAUAGGUCAGAGGCGUGCACUUCUCAGGUGGGGUGUGAUGAAUCAGGUGUGUGUCUAAAUGUGCCUUAAUGGGCUUCAAUAAUCUAGAAAUUGAGUUCUUCGAGGGAAGUGAUUCUAAUCCAGGGCAUUUGUUUCUAUUGUUCGCAAUGUCUGCACACAACAAAGUGGCCUUAAAAUGAUUUAAUAAAACAAUGUUAAUGUAUAAAGUGAA
Triplophysa dalaica is the source of this 4197-nucleotide messenger RNA. RefSeq names its product beta-1,4-galactosyltransferase 3. Bases 825 to 1895 code for a protein of 356 amino acids. Lineage: Eukaryota; Metazoa; Chordata; Actinopteri; Cypriniformes; Nemacheilidae. Gene Ontology annotation, molecular function: glycosyltransferase activity. The record is from RefSeq and is a predicted model, not a curated record. Gene Ontology annotation, biological process: carbohydrate metabolic process. The transcript has 7 exons.